This is a messenger RNA of Trifolium pratense (red clover), 918 nucleotides long. RefSeq lists its product as uncharacterized. The record is from RefSeq and is a predicted model, not a curated record. Lineage: Eukaryota; Viridiplantae; Streptophyta; Magnoliopsida; Fabales; Fabaceae. The transcript has a single exon. The coding region runs from base 1 to 918 and encodes 305 amino acids.
AUGUCUGGUUGGUUCCGCUCAAAUACAAGAUGUAUCGUGGGUAAUGGUGCUGAAAUUAGUUUUUGGAAUGCACAAUGGCACGGCAAUUUAUCGUUAGGAGAAUUAUUUCCUAACCUCUUUGCAAAAGAGUUGCGGCAAAAUUCUUUGAUAGCGGAUAGAUUGUCUAGCAGCAGAGAGGGUUUGGUGUGGAAAUGGGAGUGGUGUGAUGUUUUAACGCAGGAGGAAGAACAUGAUUUACUAAAACUUAAGGAACUGUUGUUGGACAUUAAUUUGAAUUUGAAUUGUGCUGACAGGUGGCGUUGGAUUCCUGGUGAUGCAGGUUUGUUUUCGGUCAAGUCUUGUUAUAAUUUUCUGGUACAACUUGUCUCGGCUGAAAAUCUUAAUCCAUCAUUGUUGGAAGCUGUUAAAAAAUUGUGGAAGAAUGACGUGCCCUCGAAAGUGAAUGUUUUCGGUUGGCGUCUUUUAUUAGAGAAAUUACCAACGAGGGAUGCCUUAGCUUCUAAAGGUAUUAUCACAAAUCCACAUGAAACUUGUUGUGUAUUCUGUUUUAGACACGUAGAGGAUUGUUGUCAUAUUUUCUAUCAUUGUAAGUUCUCUCAAGUGGUGUGGUCUGCCAUUUUCAAAUGGUUGGGUUGUAGUAUAACCAUAGGCGAGGAAGGACUGAAUCACUUUUUUAAGUGUGGUGAUCUUGUGAAGGGACAUCGUGUGCGACAUUUGAUUUGGUUAACUACCAAUUGGUGUUUAUGGAGAUUGAGGAACAAUAUCAUAUUCCGAGGAGAGGUGGCUGAUGUGUCUAAGCUGAUUGAUAAUAUCAUGACAGUUUCGUGGAUUUGGUUUAGUGGCAGAGCUGGUCGCAAGUCCACUUUUUCUUUUGCGGAUUGGUGUACUAAUCCUAUUGCAUGUUUACAAAGCAUUUAA